GUCACACCGGCGUCGUUUAUUGCUUUUUUUUUGUGAAAUUUUCUCUUCUUGUUGAAAAAAAUGGGUUCCUCGUCGUCCGGAAAGAAGCACAAGAAGGACAAGAAGAACCGCCAUAGGUCGCGAUCGCCGGAGCGCCAGCGCCGAGCCACGGAGGACGAGGAUUUGACCCUGGAUUUGACCGACGACUCAUCGUCGCGUCACAGACACCACAAGCACAAGAAGCACAAGGAUCACAAGGAGCAUCGCCACAAGCACCACAAACACAAGGAGCGCGAGCGGCCCAGCGAGGUCAUCUCGCUGGAGGAAUCGGACUCGGACAGUUCCGACUGCGUGGAGGUUCCGGUGCAGGAGCAGGCCAAGGUCAGGGAUGCCAGAGAAGUCCCAGAUCGCGAACGGGACCGGGAGCGGGAUUCUGGACGGGAACGUGAUCUUCUAAGGGAAAGGGAGCGUGAACGCGAAAGAGAUCGUGAAAAGGAGCGGGAAAGGGAGCGGGAGAAGGAGCGCCUCAAGGAGCGGGAGGAACGUGAAAGGGAACGUGAGAAAGAGCGUGAGAAGGAGCGCGAUAAGGAGCGCCUCAAGGAGCGCGAAAGAGAACGCCUCAAGGAGCGUGAGAGGGAACGGGAACGUGAGCGAGAACGGGAGCUCACCGCUCCCCCACCGCCGCAAAUCUCUAGGCAUGCCGAGUAUGAAUCACGGCGAGAACGAGAGAUCGAGCGCGAGCGGGAGGCUCGCAAGCGAUCGGGUAGAGAACGCGAGCGGGAGCGCAACCGUGAACGCUCCAGAUCCCAGUCGCCUCCGCCGGCCAACCGCAAGCCCGUCGCCAAGGAACGCGAACCCUCCUCCCGUUCCUACUCGCCCAUUCCCGAAAACGGUGCCGGCGAUGUGCUGUCCAUUACGGAGACCAAUAAACUGCGCGCCAAGCUGGGUCUCAAGCCACUCGAAGUGGAAAGUGGUCCCAGCAAGGUGACGCCGACCGCAGCAGGCAAUGGUAGCCAGUCCGAGAACAAGAAAUCCUCCGGUGGCGAUGCCGAUCUUUCAUCGUACAAAGAUGAAUGGGGCGAAUUCCUGCACAAGCCGGCCGACAACCUGAAGGAGAAAAAGCAGGCCGAGAAGCUGCGCGAGAAGCUUAAGCAGCGCAAGGAGAAGCGGUUUUUGGAGGAGCGACUUGCUCGCAUCAAAACGCUGGGCGAGUCUGACGAGGAGACGGACAAUGUGUCCAAAUGGGUGGACAAGAACAAGCGAGUGGUUAACGAACGCGAAGAGGCCAAACGUAAGGCCAAAGAGCUAGAAGAGCUGGAUGAGGCCUUUGGCGUUUCAGAACUGCUCGAGAAAGAGAAAACCAAAGCCCGUCAACGGGCCUAUGGCGAUAGCAAUCUAAAGGGACUGCGAGUCGAUCACGACAUGGAUGAUUUCGGCGAGGGUCGCACCGUCAUCCUAACGCUCAAGGAUCAAGAUGUGCUCAACGAGGAGGAGGGCGACACUCUAGUCAAUGUCAAUAUGCUCGACGAAGAGCGCUACAAGAAGAAUGUGAGCAACAAAAAGCAGAAUCCGCUCAGUUAUGGCUACAAUGUGUACGAGGAGCAGUACGAUGAGCUGGGCAAUCCCAUCGAGCGUUCGGUGCUGGAGAAGUACGAUGACGAGAUCGAGGGUCAGCCCAAAAAGCGCAAGAACUUUGUGAUCGGCGAAAAUAUGGAUGAAGAGCGGGAGCACAGACGGAAGCUCCUGGAGAUUAAAACCAAAUUAGCCGGCAAGCGGUUGGAAACCUUGGAGGACACCCAUUUGCAGCUGGCGUCGGACACGUACAGUACAGAGGAGUUGGCCAAGUUCAAGAAGCCAAAGAAAAAGGUUAAGAAACUUCGACAGAAACUAAAAGCCGAUGAUCUUGAGCCUUUGAUGGAGCCGGGGACGUCAGCUUCCUCAAACUUUGGCAGUCGUGGUGGACGUUAUCGUGAUCACGAGGAUGAGGACAUGGAGCUGGAGGCGGUUAAAACUGAGGUCAAGGUGGAAGCGGAGGAUGAUGAUUUAGAAAGGGUUUUAGCAAAGGCUCGCAAACUGAAACAAAAGGAGAAUAUCAUAAAGAAGCCAUUACCGGUUGAUUUCGAAAAUAUUCAGCGGGAUAUAAAACCCGAACCCGUAGAGGAAACCAGUUCAGGGUUGCUUCCUACCGGCGUGGAUGCCAACAUCGUGUUGAACGCCACAGCGGAGUUUUGCCGUACCUUGGGUGACAUUCCCACAUACGGUAUGGCGGGCAAUCGAAACGAGGACUCCAACGACAUGAUGGACUUUGACAAGACCGAUCAGCCGGAGGAGCACAUGGACACGCAAGACGAUGAGCCUGCCCUGAGUCAUGGCACCUGGAAUUCGGUCAAUCCCGACGAAGUCAUGCAGCCAGCCGAUUUGGACAAUCUGGGAGAGGACCUGGAGGAUCGGGCUAUUUUGGAUGAGGAGCCGGAUGUGGGCGCUGGUGUAGCGAAUGCUUUGCGCCUGGCUCUGUCUAAGGGAUACCUCGAAAAGGAGGAAAAGAACAGGCCUAGUAACACCAAAAUGGCCCAUCUGCAGGCCAAGAACUAUUCCAUUGAAGACAAAGCCGCCGGUGAGGACGACAAGGUGGGACGUCGUGAUCGGUUCCACUUUGGGCCAAUUACGGACUUCAAGGACAAGGAGACCUUCAAGCCCAAUGUCAAGCUGGACUAUAUCGACGACAAUGGUCGCAUAUUGAACCUCAAAGAGGCUUUCCGCUACUUGUCACAUAAGUUCCACGGCAAGGGACCGGGCAAGAAUAAGAUUGAAAAGCGUCUGAAGAAAAUGGAGCAGGAUGGGUUAAUGAAGACCAUGAGCUCGACCGAUACACCAUUGGGCACUCUUACCAUGUUGCAGCAAAAGCAAAAGGAAACGAAGACCGCUUACGUGGUGCUCAGUGGCAGCAACAAAAACGCGCCAGGUGUCAGCGGCUCCUCGAUAGCCAAAUUCAAAUAAAGAAGGAGGAAGCAGGAAAUCGAUUUCGAUUUCGAUUUAAUUACCAAGACAACAUAACCAAAUGCAAUAGAUACUUUCUAAUCCGCGUACUCAAUAAUUAAGUUCAGAACUCCUACGUGUGCAUCCGGCCCAAAUAUGUAAUUCUCUUCAUAAUUAUUCAAAUACACUUUGGACUUAA
Molecule: messenger RNA, 3154 nt
Organism: Drosophila gunungcola (fruit fly)
Lineage: Eukaryota; Metazoa; Arthropoda; Insecta; Diptera; Drosophilidae
Product: U4/U6.U5 tri-snRNP-associated protein 1
Exons: 6
Coding region: 61-2976 (971 amino acids)
Biological process (GO): maturation of 5S rRNA; mRNA cis splicing, via spliceosome
Cellular component (GO): U4/U6 x U5 tri-snRNP complex
Source: RefSeq, a predicted model, not a curated record